Molecule: messenger RNA, 2584 nt
Organism: Pseudocercospora fijiensis CIRAD86
Lineage: Eukaryota; Fungi; Ascomycota; Dothideomycetes; Mycosphaerellales; Mycosphaerellaceae
Exons: 2
Coding region: 1-2544 (847 amino acids)
Molecular function (GO): zinc ion binding
Source: RefSeq, a predicted model, not a curated record
AUGCGCCCACUUCGAUUUCUCCUUGCCCUUCUUUCCUGCCUCGUCGCCUUCUUUCUUCUGCUGUUUGUCGGCCCUUUCAGUGGAGCGAGGGAGGAUGUGGAUGAACGAGGCGGCACCUUCGGCACAUACUUCAAUUGGCGCACACCUAGCAGCCUGUUCCCACCCUCGGCUAUAAUCAGCAUAACAGACGACAACUCGACCAAUUUCGUCGCCAGACCCGCAGCUUUCGGGCCACUGUUGCCUGCGAAGAGUCUGAGUGGGCAGUUGUGGAUAGGCAGCGGCUUUGGCAAUGAUCACCUGGGCCGCGGAGGAUCUGGCGCAGGCGCUGGAGGAGAACUAGGAUGCAGUGAUGUCCCUGGAUGGGAUGAUGGGAGCUGGUCAACCACCAAGAAGAGCGGCGAUGGCAGGAGCGCGGCAGGGGAAAAUCAACGCAGCAACGCCAAACGAGCGGCGGAUGACGAGUACAUGAUGGAGACACCGCAGAAGGAGUAUCCUACGGAAGACGACGGUACAGAUGACCACCUCCACCACCCACUCCCAGCUUCCGACGGACUAAAGACGAAUGGCGAUUCCGCCGGAAAUACGAAAAAGCCAACACACGCAGACAUCCAGUCACUACAGGAGAGUGCAGAGAUCGCUGGAAAGGUAGUUCUGCUCAGCCGAGGUGGAUGCGGCUUCCUAGAGAAGGUGAAAUGGGUGCAAAGAAGAGGCGGUAUAGCCAUGAUUGUGGGAGACGACAUCCGAGGCGGCCCAUUGGUCACCAUGUACGCGCGUGGUGACACCUCGAACGUCACUAUUCCGUCUUUAUUCACCUCAUAUACCACUGCGCAACUUCUAUCAAGCCUGAUGCCUGCUCAGGACUCUACAACGGACGAUCCAUCUCGACUGGCAUUGGCGGCUGGAGACAAGAGCAAGGAGCAGACGGGCGCUGAGAAAGGAAAGGCUGCAGAUAAGCCCAAAUUCACUACUACCAGCGGAACAGCGAAGGCUGCUUCAACGGCGCCAGCGAAGAAGCCAGCUUCGAAGGACAAAAAACCAGCUUCAAAGCACGCCGAAGCCGAGCAGAAAUCAAAGUCGCACUGCGGCUGGUUUGCUUCUGCUUUCGGAGCCUGUUCGGACGGCCACGCAGACAGCCGUCGACCGCCUAGCAGCGGCAACAUCGGCUGGGUGCUACAGGAGGAGUUCGAAGACGAUGAACAGCCGAUAGGGAAGUUCGGAAAGGCUUCAACCAAAAGCCCAAGCACAACUCCAAAGCCGGGCUCGCAUGAUGGAUUCGUGAUCGGUGUUCAGGACUGGAGAGAUCCAGAUCUUGUUGCUGUAGCGAAAGAGCAACACCUCAAAGGCUCUUCGACAAGCUCAUCAACCAGUGCCUUGCCGCAAUCCAGCAAAGCAGUAACCACAUCUCUCCGAGGCGGAAGUAUGACGCCUGGCAGCGGAGAGUAUGGUAAAGCGAACCAUGAAGCUGUGGAUAUCCUGAGUCCAAAGAAGUCUCAAGCAAAUAAUGACGGCAUGACAUCUCAGCAGAUCGACGGCCAGGGUGGAGAUGAAGAUGCAUCACGCGGCUGGCUUGGUCGGCUGUUCAGCUCCGACCCUGGUCAGGAAGACGCCAAGCCUGACACUGCGUCUCAAAAGGAUGCAUCACAAACAGAGCUCGAGUCUCAUCAUGGCAAAGCUCCUGCUUCGCCCAAAAAGAUGCCAUCUAAGCAUGGCGCACCUGCUCAUGAAGGAUUAUGGGUUACGCUUUCGCAGACGUCCAUGUCUUCUUCGCCAUUCUUCGAUACAUUAUUGGUACUGGUGGUGUCGCCACUGGUGACGCUGACAGUAGUCUAUGCGUUAUUACUACUUCGCUCAAGGAUACGGCGACGAAGAUGGCGAGCACCGAAGUCCGUUGUGGAACGCUUACCAGUCCGGACGUACCAGACCAUGGCAAGCAGCACAGCAUCCACAACAUCGUCGACGUCAUCACCAUGCGCAACUACCCCCUUGUUGCCACCAUCACGGCCAAUCAGCACACGGUCACGACCGAGAGCCCGGACGGCAUCUGAAGUCCCUCAAGGCGGAUCUCUGCUGUCUGAUGAGAUGGCGUCGCCGUCGCUCGAACAAAUCGAGGAGAAGCGAGCUGCAGGUCUGGCGGAGUGGCGAAGAAGGUACGGCGGCAAGCAACGCGAGUGCGUGGUGUGUCUGGAAGAGUAUGUCGAUGGAGUGAGUCGGGUUAUGAGCUUACCUUGUGGCCAUGAGUUCCACGCCGAGUGCAUAACACCUUGGCUAACCACGCGACGGCGGACAUGUCCCAUCUGCAAAGGCGACGUCGUUCGAUCGCUUGCGCGUCAUGGCGCUGCGAGCUCAUCGACAUCACCAUCAUCGGCAUUACAACCUUACCACGACUCCGAGGAUGAGGAUGAUGUGCAGGAACAGGCUGCCAAUAUCGUGAAUGACGACCCAGCAGCACAGCAGCCCGUCAGCAGAGAGGACGAGGCUUUUGAGGAUCUCGAACGAGGUCUGAGUACGCCGGCAUCUAUUGCAGAGCCGGACAGAAAUCGAUGAUGACAGCACGCAAGACGCAAUGAAAUGUCUUUUUUUCUGU